Meriones unguiculatus (Mongolian gerbil) is the source of this 7827-nucleotide messenger RNA. RefSeq names its product nuclear receptor subfamily 5 group A member 2 (gene Nr5a2). Gene Ontology annotation, cellular component: RNA polymerase II transcription regulator complex. Gene Ontology annotation, biological process: tissue development; regulation of transcription by RNA polymerase II; hormone-mediated signaling pathway. NCBI's taxonomy places the organism in Eukaryota, Metazoa, Chordata, Mammalia, Rodentia, Muridae. The transcript has 7 exons. The record is from RefSeq and is a predicted model, not a curated record. Bases 3561 to 4967 code for a protein of 468 amino acids. Gene Ontology annotation, molecular function: zinc ion binding; nuclear receptor activity; RNA polymerase II cis-regulatory region sequence-specific DNA binding.
GAAGAGAUAGGGGGGAAGGGGCGGAGAGGAGAUGAGAGGACAGUAAAGGAGGGGGAGAGAAGUGAGGCGAGAGAAAGAGAGAGAGAGAGAGACCCCUGCCGAUCCGGAGCCGGAGGGCGGGUGCGGGGAGGGGAAGGAGCCCGGGAGCCGCUCGGCCGCUGCAGCAGUGGCAGCUGGCGGCCGCCUCUGCUGGCCUCCGGAGCGCGGCGCGCACGGCUCGCUGUCCGGGGCAGCGGCGCGCUGGCUGCCGCCGCCUCCGCCCUCGCGGAGCGGAACCCAGGCAGCAGGACGCCGUUUUCUUAGCCUGGCUUGGUAGCCCCGCUCUCCGGCUCUGAAGCUGCCGGGGCGGACGGGGCGCUGAGGUCCUGCCCGGCAGCUCCGGCGAGCGGGUGGGCGAGCGGGCACGCUGAUCACCCCUUCUCUCUUUCCGCUGGAGUUGAAUCUGUGCCGCCCGUGUCCAGGUGCUGGGCUUCCGGACCGACACCGACCCCCCAUUCCCGCCCGCAGCCGCCUUGUCAUGCUGCCCAAAGUGGAGACGGAAGCCCCGGGACUGGCCCGAUCGCAUGGGGAACAGGGGCAGAUGCCGGGAAACAUGCAAGGUAAGGGGGUACGCUGCGGCGGCGCCCCGGCUCCCGGCCCUACGCCAGGCUAGCCUUGCGGGCUUCAGCCUCCUUCGGUGCGGACACAGGAGCAGCCCGCCUGGCAAUUUGCAGCCUGCUACAGGCUGCCGAGCUGUGCGCGGGUCUUGGCCUCCUCCAUUGGCGUGAGCAUAAAAGUUAAUGGCACUUGAACUAGGCGGACGGUGCUUUCUCAUCAAUGUCUAAUUGGACGCUUCUAAUUAAAUAGAGCGACUUGGAGCUCAGAGCCAACUAGAGCUGAGGCAGCCUGAGACCCAGGGCAGCGCGGAAUAAUCUUUCUGAGGAGUGGAAUUACUCUCUGGUCACCCGGUUCUAGGUUGUUCGAACUGUCGCGCACUUUAAUGCUCCCGUGUGGAGGGAAGGGACUGACUAGGAAAGCCAAGUGUAGACAAGAGAAUGUCAGAGGAAGGCGAUUGGCGUUAGCGGUGUUAGAAUCCUAUGAGCACUUAAAAAAAAAAAAAGAAAAGAAAAAGAAAAAAAAAGAAAGAAAAGAAAAGAAAAAAAGAAAAUGCCUAGCCGGACCGGCAGCCUUUUAGGACGACUCCAAAACCGCUGGCAUAACUUAAAAGAGCCAAUUACUCCAACUCUUCCUAGCCAGGAAAGUGCCCAAUGAGGGGUCAAGGGGCUCACCGGUAGCCAUUGCUCUUUCGGGUCUCAGAAUGGAUAUCCCAUUUGGGACCCUGUUCUUGACUGAUAACAUCAGAAAAAGAAAAAUCAGCCCCCAUCUGCUUCGUUUUCUUCGCUCUAAACUCUUCAGAACUUUAUCUCAACUACGGGCCAGGGAGGGAACAAUGCUAGGAAAAGUUCUUCCAUCUUCGCCCCUGAGAGAGCUCAGGAUGUGCGGUGCAGCCGGCUUGUGAUCCCCCAGGCUUCCUGCUGGCCUUUUGCGAGAACUUGAAAGGGUCAGAGAAGCGCGGAGAGCUGAGCUCUGGCACUUUGCGGCGCCCGUGCGCUCUGGCCAGGGAGACCUGAGGUCGCCCCGGGAAAGGGGGCGCCGGCCUGCGGGUGGGCUCGGAUAUCCGGGGUGAUCUUGGGGUCCCUCCAAGAGUUCUCUAGUAGGGCUGCAGAAGUUCCCCAGGCGAAUUAAGUGUGUGUGUGUGUAUGUGUGUGUGCGCGCGUGCCCGUGUGUGCUGAGGAAGCCCCGUUGGCCCUAAGAGGGGCACCUGGGAUUCCUGAGUAGUCCCCGCCUGCUUCCUGCGCUCCGGCCUCCAGCUCCGCUGUUUCCUCAUGGCAGGGGAACCGGUAUUUGCUACUUCCUGCUCCCUAUAAACAUUUGGGGUGUCCGAACCCGGGAAAAGCUUCCAGUGGUUGGAAACACGGCUUAGUAAGAACUGGAGAGAGAAUAACCUGGUUUCUUUGUAAAUCUGAAAGGGUUCUUCUUGGCCCCCUGCCUCCAAGCCAACACGUUAUCAGCUCGCCUUUGUGUUAGGGGGCUAGGAGAUCCGGCCCCUCGCUAGCUGGGCCCUGGGUUCGAAAUCAGCGUGGGAAAGCCUGGGGCGGCUUUGGUGGUUGGCCACCUGGGCUGUGAGCGCCAUCCGAAAAGUCCCUCACGAGGGAUGCAUUCAUACUACGAGGGGUGCUGGAACCCAGAGGAAAUUCGUUGCUGGUAGCGCGGAGCAUUCAGCUUCAGAGAAAUUAUCUGAGGACCUAGCUUUCCAAGACACGCUUGUUCUCUAGCCUUUUCCAGGCACAAGGGGAUUUCUUCUCUGGGUGGAUUUGGUUCUCCGAAGUCUUAAUUGAGGGGCCCAUGGAUAACAAAAAAAAAAAAAAAAAAAGGUGCCCUGCUCUCCAGAUGCGCCUCCCCCGCCCAGACCCCGGGUUUUGCCGGAGGAUGGGCCUCCGUUUCUUCCAUGUGGCGUCUCCGAGAUGGGCAUGGAGAGUGUAGGUGGCUGCCAGUCCCAUGGUACUAUUAAAAGUGAGUUUAGAGGUGACUUUGUUGGGAGACAGAGAAGAACACACGUGUCUGAAAGGACAGUCCCCGCUCAAGCUCAGAAACAUACCUGGAGACAGAAGUUUUCAGAGCUCCAGAAACAAGCUUCCCCAACCCAAAGCUUUCCCGAAACCUCGGGAACUGAUUCCCUAGAGUACCGCAGCCUCUGUAAGAGUCUCUGGAGAGAGGCGCGCUCAGCAUCCCUUUUUCUAAGUUCCCGAGCCCCCGGGGAAUGCCUUUGCAGGCUCCUCUUCCCAAGAUCUUUGCAGCAAACUGUUGCUCACUCUCAGGAGCUGCUUAAGCCGUUACAGCCCAGGGCUCUGUGUCUGGGAGCAGAAACUCCAUCGAGACUCAGGAGGACACGAACUUCAUUUGAAAUUAAUAAGACUAUCACCGGCUGAUAAAGAAGCACAGCGCUUUGGCUGCGGGGUAGGGACUAUUUCUCCAUUUCCCUUUUAGCAAACAUCUGCAGAAAUCUCUGCCAGGCUGUGGGUACCCCUCCCCCGCCCCACCCCUUGCAAUGCCACUGAUUAACUUAAAGCAAACUCUCUGUGGAGUUUGUGCGCCUUUGGGUAGCAGAGGGUUGAGCAAGGGCCUCCGAGCUGAGUGGACGGAGGGUUCAAAGAGGGUGCAGGAGCCCGGCAGCGCCGUGGUGCAGACCUGCCCCUAGCCUGGGCGCCGCUCGCCCCUGCUCUGCACGGCUUGGGAGUAGGGGUGGGGGCUCGGCCGAAGGGGGUUUUCAGCUUCACCCGAUAGUUUCUUGGAGUCUUCUGGCCACUGACCUACACGUGCGCAUUUUAUCUUUUUGGCUGCAAAGACUGGUGCUUUUGCGGGGUAGUGUCCCCAGUCGCAGCGGUCCCUGUGAGCCAGGACACCGUGGUCUGGUUCCGAGGCGAUCCCGGAGCCGCUCAUACUUCGCAGUGCUUAUCGGAAGCUUGUGAAGUCCCUCACAAAGCGCUAGAACUCGGCCAAGCUCCCUGUCUCAAUUUAAAAUGGUGAAUUACUCCUAUGAUGAAGAUCUUGAAGAACUAUGUCCUGUGUGUGGCGAUAAAGUAUCUGGAUAUCACUAUGGUCUCCUCACCUGUGAAAGUUGCAAGGGUUUUUUUAAGCGAACAGUCCAAAACAAUAAAAGGUACACAUGUAUAGAGAACCAGAACUGCCAAAUUGACAAAACACAGAGAAAACGAUGUCCCUACUGUCGAUUCCAGAAAUGUCUAAGUGUUGGAAUGAAGCUAGAAGCGGUAAGAGCUGACCGCAUGCGAGGAGGCAGAAAUAAGUUUGGACCAAUGUACAAGAGAGACAGGGCCCUAAAGCAACAGAAGAAAGCCCUCAUUCGAGCCAACGGACUUAAGCUGGAAGCCAUGUCCCAGGUGAUCCAAGCAAUGCCCUCUGACCUGAACAUCUCCUCUGCAAUUCAGAACAUUCAUUCUGCCUCCAAAGGCCUACCUCUGAACCACGCUGCCUUGCCUCCCACAGACUAUGACAGAAGUCCCUUUGUCACAUCUCCCAUUAGCAUGACAAUGCCACCUCAUGGCGGCCUGCAAGGUUACCAACCAUAUGGUCACUUUCCUAGUCGGGCCAUCAAGUCUGAGUACCCAGACCCCUACACCAGCUCACCUGAGUCAAUGAUGGGCUACCCCUACAUGGAUGGUUACCAGACAAGCUCCCCAGCAGGCAUCCCACACCUAAUACUGGAACUUUUGAAGUGUGAACCAGAUGAGCCUCAAGUUCAAGCCAAAAUCAUGGCUUACUUACAGCAAGAGCAGGCUAACCGAAGGCAGGAAAAGCUGAGCACGUUUGGGCUUAUGUGCAAAAUGGCGGACCAGACCCUCUUCUCCAUUGUCGAAUGGGCCAGGAGUAGUAUUUUCUUCAGAGAACUUAAGGUUGAUGACCAAAUGAAGCUGCUUCAGAACUGCUGGAGUGAGCUGUUGAUCCUCGAUCACAUUUACCGGCAAGUGGUCCAUGGGAAGGAAGGGUCCAUCUUCCUGGUUACUGGGCAACAACUGGACUACUCCUCCAUAGCCUCGCAAGCUGGAGCCACGCUCAGCAACCUCAUGAGUCACGCCCAGGAACUGGUGGUGAGGCUCCGCUCAUUACAGAUUGAUCAGCGAGAGUUUGUGUGUCUGAAGUUCCUAGUGCUCUUCAGCUUAGAUGUCAAGAAUCUUGAGAACUUCCAGCUGGUGGAAGGGGUCCAGGAACAGGUGAACGCCGCCCUGCUUGACUACACAGUUUGCAACUACCCGCAACAAACUGAGAAAUUCGGACAGCUACUUCUUCGAUUACCAGAAAUCCGAGCAAUCAGCAUGCAGGCGGAAGAAUACCUAUACUACAAGCACCUGAAUGGGGAUGUGCCCUAUAACAACCUUCUCAUCGAAAUGCUGCAUGCAAAAAGAGCCUGAGUUAGCAUCCCUCGAAGCUUGCUCGAGCAAGAGAGACUGGAGGGAGAAGAGGAGGAAGACAAUACUCUGAACUGCUCCAAGCAACACCAAUUACAAACUUGGUUUAAAGACACUGAAUUUUAAAAAGCAUAAUAAUCAAAUGCUUAGUAGCAAGUAAAUGAUAUAUCAGGGUAUUUGUACUGCAAACUGUGAAUCAAAGGCUGCACGUCCCCAAAGGAUUCAUAUGAAAGACAUUGCAAUGGGGUGGGUUGGACUCACAGAUGGAGUCCAAUACCACAUCAGAAUAAAAAAGAUGGAACGAUUCUUGUAUAUUUAAACUGAUCUGUUAAGAAAUUCAGCAAUUGAUCUGUGUUAUUAAUUGGGCUUGUCCAGAAUUCCUCCAUGGUGAGCUGAACAACUCUCAAGAAUACUCGGGCUGUGCCUUGGCAGCCCCCUUCCCCCUCCCAGAAGGCCCUACACCUUCUGACCUGUGAGCCCUAAAGAUAUAUUAAGGACUUGUGUUCAGCCACACCCAGUAGUAGCUCCACUAAAUCAUGAAUUCUGAGUGUCUGUGUCUUAGACCUGCCAACAGCUAAUAAGAACAAUGUAUAAAUAUGUCAGCUUGCCAUUUUAAAUAUGUUCUGAAGUUUGUUUUGUCGUGUGUUCGUAAUUUAAAAAAAAAAAAAGCAGGCAGUAUCCCUCUUCUAUAUAAGCAUUAGUUAAUAUUAAGGGAAAUCAAAGUUAAGCAAAUACUUCCAACAAGCAAGUUAGAUCUUAUUUCUGCUAUUGUUGCUGAAAUGUGGCUUUGGCAUGGUUGGGUUUCAUAAGAAUUUUUGGCCAAGAGGCUUGUUAGUAUACAUCUGUCUGUUUAGUCAUCAAGAUUUGUAGUUCGCUUAAAAAUAAAACAUUAAACAUCUUUUGCUGGAUGUCAAGUAGUCACCGGCUAAGGAGCCGCAAAAUCAAAGCAUGUUAAGCAAUGCCAAAUGAAAGAAAGGUUGAGCUGUGAAGGUGACUGACUUGAGGUUCGCUGUAGUUGCAAUUGAGCAUCUCCUACCUAAACCUGGGGUACAAAAGCAGUGAGUUUUCAAAUGGCCUGCAAAGACAAGAAAAUCAAUCUCCUGCCGUGCAGAACGGAAGAAAGUGAUACUGGCCUCUCUAAGUCAUAGACCAAAGCCUGCUGUAGAACAAAAUACUGGAGGACAGAGAUGGCAAACAAAGUCUCCAAACAAUGCUGUCAGUAUUAGCAUGUGAUGCCACAGGUAUGGAAGCCUUGCCUUACUUCCUGGUCCUAAAAGGGAGCUGUGCAGAUGUGGAUCAACAUUUGUUGAAAAUAAAGUAUUAACACUUUAAAGUCAAACAAUAUAGUGUUUACAUUCUUUAGGUCCUGGGGGGAGUUGGGGGAGACUCUGAAAUUACAAGAUAAAAAAAAAAUCAGUAAUUUCUUUAAUGUUAUUUUUCUGAUUAGUAAUUAUUUUUAACAGUACUUAAUUAUUGUAUGUCGUGAGACACUAAAAUCAAGAAUGGGAUUCUCAUUUCGUCUUUAAUUUGUUGAGAUUAUCAGCAGCACAAUCACUUGUAGAAAAAUUUCCCAGUCCCUUAAUUUUUUUUCCACAAAUGUUUCUGGUUUUGGAAUAGUUUAUUUAUAUUGUAUAUCAUAGUUUCAACUGUAGACAAUUAUGCUAAUUUAUUGUUCCUUGGGUUACCCUUUGUAUAAGAGAGAGCCAAGACGGAAGAAACCAAAUAUAUGUGUUUACUAUAGCAUGUCUUCAAGUUAGUGGAACAUAGUUCAGGGGUAUAGAAGGGUCGUAAUGAGUAAAACCAUCCACUUGAUCACAUGUCCAGAAAUUCCCAUAAUCCUUCUGUAGUUUAUUUACUGUCCAUUGUAAAUCACGCGACUUGUAGCUUUUUCUUGUUUUUAAGUCAUGUUAACAAAAUAGAGUCUUACCUGGUUUUCCUUUCCAAACAUUGUAAGUUGUAUACCAAAGAUAUUAGUUUAUUACAAAGAAGAUUAUUUUAUUACAUUUAUUAAUCACCUUUCAUAUCCAUCCACAUGAGAGAUGCACAGUAGCUGUGCUGGGCAUUGACUCGCAGUGUUGUCUUCAGGGUUCUAAGAAGGAUUCAAAGUCAUUAAUCAGAGGUCAGAUCCAAAGCAUUAAAUAAAACAGAAACAUGGCCAUUCCUUCCAACCCAAAACCAAGUUGAUUAAAGGCACAUGGAGAAGGAAUGGUGGUACCUGUGAUUAAUGAGAGAGCUCUGUCCUGUCUGUCAAUGUGGCUAGAAGGAUGGCUACUGGAGAGUUUUUUGAACAUUGGAAAAAAAAUUCAUGUUUCCUUAUUUUAAAUAUAUAGUAUCCUACCCCACCCCCACUGAAUAUUAAGCCUAAAAAUUGUCAAAUACUGGUAUGUUGUUCACCUAGUUAGCUUUUACCCUGAGAAUGGUUAGUAAGACAGCCAGCAGUCACACCUGUACCGAGGACAAAAGCAGUUGAGCAGGUGUGUACUGGCCCUGCAGCCGGGGCCCUUUCAGAGCUGGCCAGUUGUCUGAGGUCAGUGGUAGCCAGUUUGUAACUUGAUGCUGCCUUAUGGAUUCUAGGAUUUGCUAAUAAAGGCAGACUGGCGUGGGGAGGUUUUUGGCUGAGCUGGGUUUCCUGUAGUUGGUCUCUGUAAACAGACAAUCUGUAACGUCUCAAUCUUUGGAUUACGGCUCUUCUGCAACUGCCUUGGACCCAUGCAGUGUUCAGAGUGUAAGGUCGCUUACUUGUUGACGUUCUCUUACUGUAUCAGUGAAAUACAUAUUGUCAUGUCAGUUCUUGCCAGGAAUUUCUUGAUAAAAUGGACUUUUUUCCAGUAUUUCAAUAAAUGUUGAUAUGCCCACCCGGUAA